GUUCGAGGGAUGAUAUUCAAUAUUUGGAAUCAAACUUGAGAUAAACCUGUGUUUUUGAAAUCAUACUGGCGCUUAUAAAUCAUGUACUCGAAUUACUAGCAGAAAUUCAGUCGCAGUAAAACACAAAUGUAUCUUUAAUUUGGGGAAAAACAAACUCGUGAGGAAGUCGAGCCUGCGUGUUUCCAUCUGGUUAUCUGGCAACCCUGGACCAAACUGCGACAGCGCCAAUGGCAGCACAACACUUGUGUUUCAGCGAGGAGGGUGACAGCAACAAGCAUUGAACACCUAGUCAGUUUGCUGUGGCUCAACCAAUUGAUUCCCUUAAGUGAAAAAAAAAUGUGCAAGUUUGCCUGGUUGCUGUGGAGGUGAGGGACCAUGGGGCGAAAAUUGAAGGUGUCUACACAAACUUGACAGCAUGUUCCAUUGUGGUGAAGCUCAAAAUGGAAAAACGCCCAUGCAGGGAGGAGAAAACGGACUCUAGAAAGGAACAGCAUGCCACUGACGAAUCUGAUGAUGGAAGCAGCUCAGAGAGUGAAUCUGAGGAGCAGCAGGACCAGAAGCGUCAAGUGCAUGAUGGUGGCUGCAAGAAGAAAGAACCACUGUCGGUCACAAAACCCCAUCGGCAGCUCUGUCGCUCACCAUGCCUGGACCGGCCCAGUUUCUCCCAGAGUAGCACUGCACAGGAUUUUCGAGAGGAUGAAACAGGCUCAGGGUCAACAGUUAAGCCUUGUAGUGACAGAGAAUAUCAGACCAAGAUGGAAUUUGCGUUAAAGUUGGGCUAUUCUGGGGAGCAGGUGGAGACGGUUCUGAACAAAUUAGGCACUGCUGCUCUUAUCAAUGAUGUUCUUGCUGAGUUGGUGAGACUUGGGAACAAAGUGGAUACAGAAAUUCAACCGUGCAGCAGCACAACCUCGUCUACAUCCAGGUCACCGCUGGUGAAAGAGAUUGUUAGUCCUGAGGUGUCUGUGGAGGAGGAGUCUGUGGACACCUAUGAUAAUCUCCGGCCCAUUGUCAUCGAUGGCUCCAAUGUGGCAAUGAGUCACGGAAACAAGGAGGUCUUCUCCUGCCGCGGCAUACAACUUGCUGUGGAAUGGUUCCUAGAGAAAGGGCACAAAGACAUCACUGUGUUUGUCCCCGCUUGGAGGAAGGAACAGUCCAGGCCUGAUGCUCUCAUUACUGACCAAGAAAUACUGCGCAAGCUCGAGAAGGAGAAGAUCCUCGUGUUCACACCAUCACGGAGGGUUCAAGGCAGGAGAGUGGUCUGCUAUGAUGAUCGCUUCAUAGUGAAGCUGGCUUUUGAUUCUGAUGGAAUUAUUGUGUCGAAUGACAACUACAGAGACUUGCAAAACGAAAAGCCAGAGUGGAAGAAGUUUAUAGAGGAGCGUCUUCUGAUGUACUCAUUUGUCAAUGACAAGUUCAUGCCACCUGAUGAUCCGUUAGGGAGGCAUGGUCCAAGUUUAGAAAAUUUCCUUCGCAAGCGUCCUGUUGUUCCUGAGCACAAGAAGCAGCCUUGCCCCUAUGGGAAGAAGUGUACAUAUGGACACAAGUGUAAGUACUAUCAUCCAGAGCGGGUCAAUCAACCUCAGCGCGCAGUGGCGGAUGAGCUCCGGGCUUUCGCCAAGUUGUCAGCAGUCAAGACAAUGAGCGAGGGGGCUUUGGUCAAAUGUGGUACUGGAUCAGCGACUGCAAAGGGAGACGCUGCCUCUGAGGUCAAACGCGUGGCACCCAAGCGUCAGUCAGACCCCAGCAUUCGUUCGGUGGCCUGUGAACUUCCCGAAGCGCUAUCAGCUGUCAGGAAGUCUGAGACAAAUUCAGUGCCUUCCCUCGUGUCUGCCCUCAGUGUGCCCACCAUGCAGCCUGCCAAGAGCCACGCAGUCGGAGCCUUGAACACCCGAUCAGCCAGCAGCCCGGUGCCUGGUUCUUUGCAGUUUGCACACAGUUCAUUAGAGCACAUGUCCAGUGUACAGUAUCCACCAAUUCUGGUGACCAAUAGUCAUGGAGCCUCUGUUACAUACAGUGAACAGUUCCCAAAGUAUGACUCUGUCAGCGACCAUGGCUAUUAUUCACUACACAGUGAUUUUUCUAACAUGAGCAUGAGCAGCAUGCACAACGUGGAUAGUUUCUGUAGCAUGGAGCACGAGCAUGGUGUGUAUCAGAGGAACCUCAGUCACUGCCCUGAAUCCUGCCUCAGCCACUCGAACAGUGACUCCUUUUCUUCGUAUGGGGACAUGUACCCCAGUUCUGUGGAUAGCAGCAUGGAGGAGAGCAUGAAGGGGCAGCAGCAGUCUCCAGCACCAGGAAGGAUGCAAAGCUUCUCUCAUGGGUAUCGACAUGAAACAUUGUCAAGAGUACAGAGUUAUGGACCAGAGGAGCCUAAGCAGGGUCAGCGAAAGCAUCCGGUACCUCAUCUAGCACCACACAUCCAGCACACUGCAGUAGGGGCAAGGUCCAGUUGCCCCGGAGACUAUCCCUUAACUCAGACAGUCCUGCCGCCUUUGUCUUCACAGCCCACUCGAUCUCUUGGUAUGACUCGCAUGGACAGCAUAUCAGAUUCACGGCUGUAUGACAGCAACCCAAUGAGACAAAGGCGGCCCCCCUUGUGCCGUGAGCAGCACGCCAGCUGGGACCCUCUGCCAUGCGGUAAUGAGUCUUAUGGAUAUCAUUCAUAUCCACUCAGCAACAGCUUGAUGCCAUGUUGUGAGCGUGUGAUGGUCCGCAGCAUGCCCGAAAAAAUGGAGCAAUUAUGGAACUCGCCAUGGGAGGCGUCAUCUGCUGGUGAUCAUCUCGAGCGCUACGUCAUUCCAGAACACCAGUAUCAAACAUAUCGAAACCUUUGUAACAUCUUUCCGGCCUAUGUGGUCCAUUCGGUCAUGGAGAAAAAUCCCCAUUUGACAGAUGCUCAACAACUCGCCGCAGUCAUUGUCACCAAAAUGAGGUCGUGCCAGUGAGGUCUUCUGUUCUGAGGUUUGGAUUGCUCAGAAAGGCACUUGUGAAAUUCAACCUUUGCCCUCAGGAGUUCAUUGUAUACAUACAACUGGUCGUCCAAGUUCCCUUUAGUGAGUUAACCGUGGAAAUCGGCAAAACGUAUUCAACCUUGAGAGCAUUUUUUUAUGAAGUGCGCUUCAUUGCUUGUAAGAGUUUGAGCAAGAGCUACAUUGGAAUGCAUUUUAAGUGUAUCUCCUGCACUCAACGUUCUUGGAGUGCAGACCGCACAUGCAGUAGUUUUACUGUUUUGAAUGCAAUUUCAAUGGCAUUUCCAACAAUGUUCCACAUGGUCCUAGAGCUACCUAAUCCUUCACAUACACAAAGAGGUGGCAAGCAGGGUCGGCAGCCUCUUUGUUUUGACCAUUGUAUAGCAAGGACUCAAUUUGAACUGACGGAAGACAUGGUUUUAUAGCUCUGUCCACGUGGGACUCUCCAUACAGGUUUGUAAAUGGCAUGCUGGAUGAGUGGUUGUGGAAAAGAUCCUUCACCAACCGGAAUGUAGCUCUUGCUCACACUCUUUAAGCGCGUUUUAAAAAUAGUAAAACUAAAAAUAUUCUCACUUCACUCAGCUGGUGCUGGAAAAAUUGAACGUCAGUACUUUUUAGUGCAUUUCUUUUACCAAUAAGUAAGAGAGGUUGGAGGAUACCUCACAGCAUGAACUGAACAUAUGGCCUUAUAUCCGAAUGACCUCACGCUAUUGUCAUUGUUUUGAUGGAAUUUUCAUCAUUGAAGCAUAAAAGCACUAUCACCGUAUAUACAGAAGUCUAUUUUCUUAGCUUCACUUACAAAACCUACUAUUUUAGUAGAAUUUGAGAGUGCACAAAGAAAGCCAAAAAAUGGACUUGUUUACACAUAUGUAAGUAGUAUCACACAAAAGCCAUUAUUUUAAGUCAUUUAUAAGCUGCUAAAUGAUGCCAAAAAUAUAUAGGUUAUAUAGUAUCUUUAUGUAUUGUAAUUCAUCACUAUUAAAUUUUGAAUAAUACAGUGAGCAUCUUUUUGGUCAAUACUGGAUGUUGUCUGCUAGAUUAAAAGGCAUUUGUGCAGAUUACUUUUCAGGGUGGGAUUGAGCAAACUUGUUUCAGUCAGUAGUUACUAUCAGUUUCCACCGGAUUUGCCAUCGGUUUUUGGAGCUAAGACUGAUAUAAGAAAUGAUUUUUUUAAACAAUCUAUAUAUGCUUUGCAAUGCCACUGAAAAUAAAUCAACAAAAAGAUUUUUGUCUCAACUGCAUGUAUUGAAACUACAAUUAUUCACUUCAGAUGCUGCGAUGUAACAAGGCCAUGUUCACAUUACUCAUCUUUUCGGAAAGUUUGUGUGGUAUUUUUGGUUUAGUUUUUUUAAUCUUAAUUUGAAAUUGCUGAGCAGUAUUACAUUACUGUGACGCAAAAUUAAAAUACUUGACACAUCUAAUGAGAUGAACAGCAGCUAAUUAAUAAUAGCGUGUGUAAUGUGAACAUAGCCGUAUUUUGGAAAAUGUGAGAUUAAAAAAAAAAAAAAAACUUCCCAAUGCAUCUCAACAGUUUGAAUUACAGUUUGUGCAUUUUAAAUUCAGAUUUCUACUCAAUAUUAAAGACAGGCGUUUUAAAAUAUGUUAAAAAUGUUGGGGCAGGGCCACUAUUUAUAAGGAAAUUGAAUUGCCGACACGCAGCUGUGCGUCCAAACACUUGGGUAUGUGGAGGGAUUUGGCUGUGCCUUGCUGCACAUUGCUCUCAGGAUGCUUUCUUUUUCAGUUUUUAGUGCCAGAAACCAGUGGUUUCCAGCAAGAAUAUUGUCUAGUCGGGAUUAUAUUUUGUGAAACACAUACAUGGAUCCUGUAGAACGCUAUAGUUACUUGUGUAUAGUUGAGGUGAUGGGAUUGCAGAAUGUUGUACUGUUGAGUAAACUCUAGUUAUGCACCUUGACUUUGGCUUGUGGGAUGGCUUUACGUGAUGCUGCUUCUUGACAUCUAUCAGGAUGUUUACCUGCUUCUAGUUAUGAUUGUUGAAAAUACUAUUUGGUAGUGCUGUCAGUCAAUUUAAAAAAAAAUUGAAUUAAUUACAGGAUUUUGUAAUUAAUUAAUCGCAUUUUAUGUCAUAUCUGCUCCUGAUAAAGAAUUUGAGUUCUAGGGUAUUAAAAAAAUUGUAGUGCAUGAGUAAUCAAUUGAAUACAGUAAGAAGAGAAGAUUGGAAAUCCAUUUUUUUAUUGGUGAACUGUGCUUCAUAAAUGAAAUCCAAAAGUAACGGUCAAGCACAUCAGCAAACCAGUUAGGCCAGGUGCAUUAUUCAAAAAUGUAAAACGUAAAUGUAAAAAAUACAGCAAUACAGUGAAAUAAAUAAAAUAAAGCUGUCUUCAAAAAUGUAAAACAAACAGCCAUACAGUUAAAUAAAUAAAAUAAGGCUGUUUUCAAAAAUGUAAUACAAAUACAGCGAUUCAGUUAAAUAAAUAAAAUUCUGAAAUAAAAUAAGGCUGUCUGAAAUAGGUACUUAAGCUCGAUAUAGCAAUUCAAAAAUUAAUAAUAGAAGUAUAACACGCCUCUCCGGGUCCUUCAAUGGGCCAAAAUUCAAAUGCGCAAGCAUUGGCUCGCCACUGUUUUUUUAAUGUGUGAAAUUGCGCCGUAAUUAAUUAAUCUAAUUAACGUGUUAAAAUGACAGCACUACUAUUUGGUUUAAUUGUCCAACUUUCUGGCAGGUGUUUUUGAAGUUGCCUGAGAGUUGACGAACAUGGUGGAAAUGUGACAGCCAAAUUGUUUUUAUUGGAGCUAUGCUUUGCUCGUCUCAUUGAUCUUAAUUCAUCACCCUCGAGUCAAGGAGUGCGGCCAUCAUGUGUAGUUCACCCUAUCAGAGGUCGCACUGUCUAAAGCUGGAUUAAACGCGGAGUGUGUUGAAUGGGAAUUGCCACUUUGAAUCCAUAAAUCAUUUUACUUGCAUCGCAAAAUGAUCUCUAUAAAGUCAAGAUGGCUCAUUUAGGUGUUUGUAGGAUCUCAACAGUUAAGUAACUCUAAAGCAGAGCACUGUAUAUCAGCCUGUUUGUGGUGCUUAAAUAACAUUUCUUUAUAAUGUUUCAGUAAAACAAAGUGUGUGUUCAGUCGUGAAACGUAAACAGAAAACAAAAAGAUUUUUAUGUGUUUUGCCCGAAAAUGAUUUUUGGGCUUUGCUGACUUGUUUUUUUUUUUUUCAUGAAAAAGGACACGGCCACUUUGCCAGAUGUCUGUUCAUGAGAAGGUGAAACAAACCGCCUAAAUGUUUCUCCAUGUGAAACAAUCAGAUUGCAAGGCUGCUGUCAAGGUUGUUUCUGGCAUUUGGCUAAAAGUUUGCGUGCCCUCCCAGUAACCCCCUCUCCCCCUCCUAAAAGAGUGGAAGCUAAAUUAACAGUUUAUUUUUUUUUUUAUCCUCCACAGAAUCUGUUCCUAUGUUUUCCUACCCAAGUUUGUACAGUGGGACCUCAGAAUUUCAAUGUUUAGUAUCAGAAGAAUCAUGAAAAGGCUAUUUUCAAAUCUACUUUCCUCAAACUAGUGGUUGAAAAAGAACUCUAGGCUAAUCAGCUACAUUAGAUACGUAACACUUGUUUCGUGUGAAUCUGGACUGUUGUCAGUCACCAGAAUGAAUAUGAGGCCGGGAAUAGAUGAACACAUUUUAAGGUUGAAUGUGGUUAUGAAUGACCCAUAAUGAUUGAUAUUGUCUGACUGUGUGAUUAUGGCAAACCUGCUCACAAAAUACCAAAUAUUUCCACGGACAAUCUUCGUUUCACGAGUGAGUCGUGAACAAAAAUCUAAAUAGUGCGGCAAAAUUUUGCACUGAACAGUGAGACAGUGUGAUUUCAGAAUCAUUUUUAUGAACAACGGAACUAUAUAGAUGCCGUUUUGUUAUGAUUGCGAGUCGGCCAGCACAAAUCGGAGGAAAAUAGGAAUCGCGAAGAAUUGACAUGACGAUUCUCUGCCACACUUUUUUUCCCUCAUGAAACACGAAGUUUAUUGCACACACAAACCAUGACAAAACAUAGUUGUUUGAGAUGCUGAAAAAACAUUUUGCUGCCGAUCACAGAUACCGAUCACAUGGGUUGACAAUUAAUUUGUAAUCAAAAUGAUAAGACCAUCUGUGUACAUAUGUGAAAACAUGAACCAUUAAAUCAUUUUAAUUCAGACAUGUUUUAAUAUACCCCACCUCUUCAAGAAGGCAAAAAAAAAAUAUUUGUCAAAAGGACAACUAAGAAACAUUUAAUUUGAUGUGAGACGUCGCAGUGUGGUGAGUCUCUUGAGACUUUGCUAUGUCCGUGAAAUAUUUCCAUUGAGCACUUUUACAUACUUUCACAUUUAUGAAAGUUUCCUCUCCAGACAUUUUCAGAAGUUUCAGAUUCAGGUUGUUAAUGAACACGGCACCCGACUCCAAAACAGCAACGGAUCCAGUCGUUUCCGUCUUCUUGAGAAAGGCUGUUCAUCUAGCUCUGUGAAAUUAAUGAUUAUUUCUUGGGCAAUUAGCUUCGCGUUCCGAAUACCAAGCUCGGACUGGCAGUUGUUGCCAAGUGUCAGCUGCACAGCCUGUUGCAGAGGAACCAGCGAGCUCACUUUCAUGAGCCUGGAAAACUCUCUGUGCUCUGUCCAUUUUUUCGGAAUAAGUUCGUUAUGACACUGUUUGGUGGGCUGAUUCUCGUAACUACUUCCCGGUUUGUCAUCCAUAUUCCUUCAGUGUCUAUCCUGUCGCCGAGCUAUGCAAUCACUACCGCAUUCAUGUCAGGAGUGAAACACGUGACUACAAGGCGCUUCGUUAUUGGCUGAAGGUGAAGCCUUCGUGGGAUCUCAGAAAGUAGCGUGAAACUCACAAAGUAAUGUAGUAUUUGUGAUGCAAAUCCGGUCAGUUUGUAAAUUAAAUGCGAAUCGAAAUUAAUUGAAAAUUAAAGGGUGAAUCGAAAUUGUGUUUUUUUUAUACAAUUUAUCAUGCAGGCCUAAUUGUGAGCUUGGCAUUUAUCAGUUCCGCUGUCAGACAGACUGAGAAAUUCAUUGCCUUUCUCUUUAAUAGUGGGAAAUGUUUGAACCCACAUACGCAUAUAUAUUAUGCAUCCUAAGGAAUCACCUACUAAAAAUGUGAUGUUAAAAUAUUAUACAUUUUGUGGAUGCUGUCUCAUUUCUAUCAGUACUCACCGUGUCGUGAUCCUGAAUUCUGGGAAGGGUUAGAUAGACCUUGGGGACCAACCUUUGAGAUCCCACUGUACUCUGCUUUACUCAUGCUUUAUUUUGCGUGCCAGUCUUUGCUGUAAUGAAGCCAAAGUGCAUCAACCGUCAUUUUUAUUUCAUUUGAUUUGUAAUAGAAUGAAUAAAGGCCCAGAUGUUUGGGACCCCUUGCUGUGAAUAUUAAUUUUCUGUGGGUGAGGAUAGUAAUGGGCUGAUCAUGAAGCGUAUACUCAUUUCCGCCCUCACUAGGUGGCGCUCUCUGUAGAAAAACAAUCAGAGGUUUGACUCUAAAAGAGUGCCAUUUAAUGAUAGCUGGAUUAAACUGAGUACACUGUUUCAUGAAGCUUUACAAGCCCGUUGCUGACUGAGUAUUGCUGCCCCACCCCCCACUCCCAAUUCUCUCUCCCUUUAUUAGUGCCGCAAACAACCAAGCCACAAAUGUCUAGAAUUGACUUUUGCUUGUUGAUACAAAUUGUAUCUAUACCUUGAAUGUAACAAAAUACAAGUGUAAAAUACGAAAGUAGUUUUUAUUUAAAUAGGGGGAAUAAACAAUGCCAUGUUUGUGACACUGUGUGUCACUGGGAGUAGCCCAUUGGUAUGUACUUAUUCUUACUGGGUACAGAAGUUUAUUUACAGGGACAUUAAUGUGCUCCAGUGCACUGUUCCCCUGUGUACAGCAGUAAGCAUUGUGUCUUCACUGUACAUACUCUCACCUGUGUGUUUAUAUAUAGAAAGCAACUUGUAGAUGUAACACUGUUUAAAAACGACAAUUUCUGUAACGCUUUCCUCUUCUGAUCCUCUGGACUCACUUUGUGUUGGUGUUUUUGAGUAUAUUUACCUACAUGCCAAAGUUAUUCUUGUAUGGCUGUGUUGAAAAUGACACACAAAUGCACACAAAGAACUCUGUGUCACAGAGGAUUUAUUGUUUAUAUCCUGUAAAGUGUGUAAUUCUGGUUGCAGACUCUUAACACUCACUUAAGCUGCUUCAUGAAAAAGUUUAGUUUGACCGUGUAUUAGACAAGUGCAAGUGUCUUCUGACAGACUGGCAAAUAUUGUCCAUGCAUGUCCACUUCUGAAGACCAGCGGGCUCACCCAGAGCCGAUCCAACAGUAAGAACAGUAAGUUAGUAGUUAGCUGGUGCAAAGACGCUGCAUGAAAACAGAAAAAUCUCUUCCAUUGUUUCAUGUUAAGCAAGUAUACACUUAAUCUUGGGUCAAAAGUCGAAGAAAUUGAUCAACUUUCACCUUCCAUCUUCUAUGAUGUCGCUUAAAUCAUGUGGAACUGUUGGAAUAGAUUUCAAAAACCUGAUUGGCAAAUGUUGAAAUGUGGUAUUGUUUUGGUUUUUUUUUUAAUUGUAUUUGAUGUUAUGUCCAUUUCACGUUUGUUUUUAGGUUAUUUAAAACUUGUGAUUUAUUUAUAUUAUUAUUUAUUCUGACUAUUAUUGUAGAAGUGAUGUUCUGUUCCUGUUUGAUUUAUUAGCCCGGCCAGGUUGUUUCCUCUGAUCACUGAGAAGGGUUUUGGGUGAUACUGCUGAAGAAAGGACUGCAUAUGUUUUCAAUGAGAUUGAUAAGAUUUGUUGUGUUUUACUGAACAAUGAUCCCGAUUGAAAAUGUGUUUUUGCACAUAACGCCAACAAUACGCACACACGACUACACAAACGCGUUACUCAGGAGGACUUACACUCACCUUUGAGCCGCAUGAUACAUUAUGACAUUUUCGGGGCGGCAAAAUGUAUUUUUAAAAAGCUGCGACUUAAGAGUGGUUGAAGAAGCUAGUUUAUUCUGUGUUGUGAUAAUCUGCAAUAUUGUAAUCCACACUGAAUGGAAUGCAUCGCUUUUGUAGAUCGGAACAUAUAUAAAAUAUAGACUAUUUGGGUCUUUUGACUCAAACAAAAUGUAAGUCUUUAUGACAAAAUGUGUUUCUUUCCUCGAGUAAAUAAAAGUCUGUUGAAAUUGUGCAGUGUCUGGUUUCAGGAAACAUGGUGGACGAAUGAAGGAAAGCACAUCACUCAUCCUCAAUGUUGUUGGUAACUUUAUAACAGACAAAUUCCUCAGCUUCUUUUUGAAUCAUUUGAAUUGUUGAUGGUAUUGUAUAUUCCCUCAGCCAAAGGGAUUUCUGUCUUUAUUAAAAAAACAGUCUAUUCCUAAAUUAACAGAGCUUUUCCCUAGUUCAAUUAUAAAUCCUAUUACAUGAGCAAAGGUGCUAAAGACACUGCAAACCUAGG
Molecule: messenger RNA, 10350 nt
Organism: Synchiropus splendidus (mandarinfish)
Lineage: Eukaryota; Metazoa; Chordata; Actinopteri; Syngnathiformes; Callionymidae
Gene: zc3h12b
Product: zinc finger CCCH-type containing 12B
Exons: 6
Coding region: 441-2948 (835 amino acids)
Cellular component (GO): cytoplasmic ribonucleoprotein granule; nucleus
Molecular function (GO): mRNA binding; RNA endonuclease activity; metal ion binding
Source: RefSeq, a predicted model, not a curated record